AGGAUCAGUGCAAGACUUCUCAGUCCGCAGGAUCAGUCCAAGACCUCUCAGUCCAAGACCUCUCAGUCCAAGACCUCUGAGUCCAGCAGCCCUGCAGGUCCCAGCACGGAGUAGCACACCAGUACGCGCAGAGACACCUCCCAGGACGGAUCAGCAUCCCAUCAUGAAGUCCCCGAAGCUGAAAACUCGAGCCCGGCUGGCGGACGCGCAGGACCUGAGCGACGUGCUGUGCGAGUUCGACGCCGUGAUCGAGGACUUCACGUCCCCGCUGGAGAAGCGCCACUUCCGCUACGACGAGCACCUGAAGACCGUGAAGCGGCGCAGCAGCGCCAGCGUCAGCGACAGCGGCAUCAGCGACACGGAGAGUGGAGAUUCCCUCAACAGAAACAGCUUCAGCUUCAGUGACGAGAGGCUGAACUCCCCCACCAGACUCUCCCCCGCCACCAGCUCUCCUCCUCUGAUGUCACCCAAACCCAAACUGGGCGACACCAAAGAACUGGAGGACUUCAUUGCCGACCUCGACAGGACAUUACAGAGCAUGUGACACCGGGGCUCGUUUUGGAGAGUAGCCAUGACGGAAGGAGGGAAGUUAAGCCUGGAUCCCCCCGAAGCGGUUAAAACGCACAUGCUCCCGCACAGAAAAGCCACCAAACAGGAUGCAGCUGGAAUCGCCCAGCAACUGCCAAGUCGCUCCACGUCCAGCUCCUGAAGUCCAACCCAGAGAUGUGCUGCUGCCACUUUUUCAGAGCUGCGAGGACUGCAGGAAGGCUCAGCAUCAUCAUCUGUGCAGCCACGAGGACGUUAACUGAACGGCUGAGACGAAUGGAUUGUGCAACACAGUGACUCAGUCAUCAGUUAUGCAAAUCAUCAGAUAUAUACAUCACCCUGACCAGGCGACACUCCCGUAGCCAAACGCUGAGCUGGAAGAGUAUUUAAAAAAAAGGCUUUUUAUAACAGAAAUAUAUUUGUAAUUUUAUAGAGCUUCUUGUUGUAAAUUUAUAACUCUUUGUGUGAGAUAUAUUUUUGUAUCAUAUGUAAAUAAUGACUGUUGCAAAUUUGAUUUCCUCAGCCUAGACAGUCAGAUUAAGAUUUGACACAAGUCAACUGGAAUAAAGUUGAUCAAAUGUGAACCGAGAGUUUAAUCCACUCUGACAAAACUGGAAAGUGAUAUGUGUAUUUAAUGCAGCGAGUACCUGACAGAGAUAAUAUUAAACUAUGAGAUGUUCUUUCAUCUUGAUUUUUCAAUCUCUCUGA
Cololabis saira (Pacific saury) is the source of this 1254-nucleotide messenger RNA. It is a transcript of the gene rgcc, whose product is annotated as regulator of cell cycle. Gene Ontology annotation, biological process: regulation of cell cycle. The record is from RefSeq and is a predicted model, not a curated record. NCBI's taxonomy places the organism in Eukaryota, Metazoa, Chordata, Actinopteri, Beloniformes, Belonidae. Bases 164 to 544 code for a protein of 126 amino acids. The transcript has 5 exons.